Hydra vulgaris (swiftwater hydra) is the source of this 1517-nucleotide messenger RNA. NCBI's taxonomy places the organism in Eukaryota, Metazoa, Cnidaria, Hydrozoa, Anthoathecata, Hydridae. The record is from RefSeq and is a predicted model, not a curated record.
UAAAAGAACAAAAAAAAAUACUGAAGAUAAUUUAUCUCAAACAAAAGCUGAAAAUGAACAGAUGUCAGUUAAUAUGGAUGCAGUAACAUCAGUCGACCCUUUCAAAUUAAAUCAAGAAUCUCAGACUGAUGAUGUUAAUUUUGUUGCUAAGCUACAUUCUAAAGUCAAAACUUUGAGUAAAAAUAAUGUUGAAUUAAAGAUUACAAUAAACAAAGUUAUAACAUCAUCUGUUUCUCAAUAUAUUUCGUUUGAAAAACUAAAAGAUGAUAAUUCACUUUUAUCUUUUUAUACUGGUUUGCCAAAUGCAAAUUUAUUUUUGUGGUAUUUAUCAUUGUUUAAUGAUUGUGUAAAACCAAUGAAAAAUAUACCAAUGGAAGACCAUUUAUUGCUAAUAUUAAUGAAAAUGAAACUUGGAUUUUUAAAUAAAGACUUGAGCUUUAGAUGUGGUUUUUCUGAGCCAACAGUCACUAGAAUAUAUAGAUCUUGGCUUCCAAUUAUUGCUGAAAGUGUUAAGUUUUUAAUUGUUUGGCCAGAAAAGCAUGUUUUGCGAAGAAAUUUGCUAACAAGUUUUUGCAAAAAGUUCUAUAAUUAUGUUGCAAUAAUUGAUUGCAUGGAAAUACUCAUUGAAAGACCUUUUAGUCUUCAUGCUCGAGCUCAAACUUGGUCAAAUUAUAAAAACAACAACACAAUUAAAUAUCUCAUUGGUAUAACUCCAUCAGGUGCUGUAAGUUUUUUAUCCCCUGGAUGGGGUGGUAGAGUUUUAGAUAAAGAAAUUACAAUUAAAUCUGGAUUUUUAGAAAAAAUAACCCAUGGAGAUUGUGUACUUGCUGAUAGAGGAUUUACACUUGUUGAAGAAUUUGCUACAAAAGGUGGGAUUUUAAAAUUACCAAAGUUUACCAAAGAAAAAAAGCAGAUGUCUUCUGCUGAAGUUGAUGAAUCACAUCAAAUUGCACAUGUAAGAAUCCAUGUUGAAAGGGUAAUUGGAUGGUUAAGAAAAUUUCGAAUUCUUCAGAACAUUAUCCCAUUAACUCAAGUUGGUUUACUUGAUGAUGUUAUGGUAACAAUAACUUCAUUAGUAAAUAUUAACAGUAGUGUUGUUCCUCCAAGCUCAUAGGAGUGAAAAACCUUUUUAUUUUAACUUUAUUUUGUAUUAUCUUACAUUUGGAUUGUCUCAAGUACUCUCGAGUCCUUAAUACAAGGGGAAGGGGGUGGUUAGUCAAGAUCUAAUAAAAGUAGGGGGUGAGAAUUUAUACUAAAAGUUUUAUUAUUUAUUAGUUACUAGUAUAUAUUUUGUAAAUUAUAAGGCCAAUUUUCACUGAAUUAUUUUUUUAGUUUCGAUAGUUUUAGAAACUUUUUGUUGAUAACAAGUGAAAAUUAAUAAACAGAGUGGUCUUAAUAAGCUUAAGGUAGGUGGGAAAGUUUUCAAAAAUUUAAUAGAAAUCCCCCCUACCCUUCUAAUAAAGACUCGAGAGUAGUAAAUUUUAUAUUACUAAAUAAUAAGAAUUGUUAACAGUUUA